Molecule: messenger RNA, 1653 nt
Organism: Carcharodon carcharias (great white shark)
Lineage: Eukaryota; Metazoa; Chordata; Chondrichthyes; Lamniformes; Lamnidae
Product: sialic acid-binding Ig-like lectin 12
Exons: 6
Coding region: 1-1269 (422 amino acids)
Source: RefSeq, a predicted model, not a curated record
AUGUCAUCCCGCAUCAUCAUAGUGUCGCUGAGCAGGCCCCGCCCCCUGCUCACCAACGGGAAAAUUCAGCCCGAUGACUCCAUGAAACAGGACUUUGGACUGUCACAAGAGUGGAAAGGUGACACUCCACGAGAGGUGACAGCGCAGGAAGGUUCAUGUGUACAGAUUCCAUGUAAUUACACUUACCCAUCACAUUUGUUAGAGAAAACACGUGUCGGAAUCUGGAAUAUGAGAAGGGACAAAUGGAAUACAUCAUCUAUAGCCUUUCACUCCAAGGAUCACAAUCGCGAGUUACCACGGUUCCACCAUCGGACCCGGCUGUCUGGAGACCUGAAAGAUGGCAACUGUUCCCUGAUUAUAAACAACAUCAGAUGGGGAGAUGCAGGACAAUAUUUUUUCAGAAUAGAAUUUGACAGCAGCAAUAGUUACAGCAUCUAUCCUGUAACCCGGCUUCACGUUUCUGCUGAACCCUCACAAGAGUGGAAAGGUGACACUCCACGAGAGGUGACAGCACAGGAAGGUUCGUGUGUACAGAUUCCAUGUCAUUACAGUUAUCCAUCGUGUCUGGAAAACCAACCACGAGGUGGAGUCUGGUUUAAUAACGAGAAACAGAUUCCCUGGACUCCCAUAGCCUUUCACUCCAAGGAUCACAGUCACGAGUUACCACGGUUCCACCAUCGGACCCGGCUGUCUGGAGACCUGAAAGAUGGCGACUGUUCCCUGAUUAUAAACAACAUCAGACGAGAAGAUGCAGGACCUUAUUUUUUCAGAAUAGAAUUUGACAAUGGUCCGAGCCAUAACUAUUACCCUGUAACCCAGCUUCACGUUUCUGAUUUCACAGAUAAACCCACGAUAUUCCCUGCUGAAAUUAUUGCAGGAAAGCGUGUGGAUGUAAGCUGCACCUUCAACACAACGUGCAAUGGAACAGCAGCACCUGUCUUAACCUGGGACACGCCCACUGACGUACCUGGAUCAGUUUCAAACACUGUAACUCAGCAUGGUGUCACUCUGACCUAUACUUCUGUUCUGACCCUGAUCCCAUCACUCAAACACCACGGACACACUCUUAGCUGCAGAGUGAGAUAUCCAUCUGUUUCAUCGGAGCGGUCCCUCGUACUAACUAUGCAAGACAGUGGAGGAGAGAUUCUGCACGUGAUCCAGAUCCUGGGAAUACGAGCUGUGAUAUUCUUUGUAGCUGUGGUUAUCACUAUUGCUGGAGUCUGUGUCUGGGAGGGACAAACAGUGAAAGGAAGUCGACAGACUGUUUAAAGCUUUGUACAGCAACAAUCUGCACAAACAGCAAUUUCCAAGCGGACUCCCAUCAGCAGACAGAGUGCAAUGAAACAUCGGCAUGCCUGCUUCUUAAUGUACGGAGAGAAACCUGGAACGAGAGAUUCUCCUUCUUCUCCUCAGCAAGCUGAAACUUUUCCUUAUACCUGGUGCUCCCUAGUCCUGCUGUGUGGACACAUCAUAACCACGGCAUUGUCUGGCUGUGUGCAGCCAACAUGGUCGAAUAGGAAUGAACAGAAAUGUGACGUUGCUAAACUCUGUUCUCUGAUUGGAAUGUGCUUUCUGAAUGCUGCACCUUUUUCAUGCUGCGAUAGAUUGUAAGAAGCAUUUGGGUUAUGAAUAAAAUUACAUUGAUUAACACAA